UUUGGAAAACGAGAAUUCUACUUCGACAGAGAUCCUGACUCGUUUAAAUGCAUCGUAGAAGUGUACUACUUUGGAGAAAUCCAUAUGAAGCGCGGAAUCUGCCCUAUUUGUUUUAUCAAAGAGAUGGAGUUUUGGAAGAUUGACUUGAGCUACUUAGACGAAUGCUGCAAGAGUAACUUGACUGAGAAGGAGGAAGAGUUGGCAGAGAUUGCAGACAAGGUUCAAGUGAUCCUGGAUGAUCUGGACCGUGACCCUAACGUGAGUCGCACUGAAAGGUGGCAGAAGUUCCUCUGGAAGCUCAUGGAGAAACCAGAGUCCUCGCUCCCCGCACGCGUAAUUGCCGUUGUGUCCUUUCUGUUCAUACUAGUGUCAUCUGUGGUUAUGUGUCUCGGGACCAUACCGGACCUCCAGGUGGAGAAUUCCGAGGGGAACCGCGUUGAGCACCCGACCCUAGAUGCUAUCGAGGCGGCGUGCGUCGGCUGGUUCACGGUAGAGUACGUGCUGCGCCUCGCAUCAUCUCCAAACAAGGUGCGCUUCGCGCUCUCCUUCAUGAACAUGAUAGACUUCUUGGCCAUCCUGCCGUUCUACGUGGUGCUGGUUCUCACGUAUCUCGGCACGACAAUGAUGGAGCUGGUUAACGUGCAGCAGGCGGUGCAGGCGCUCCGCAUCAUGCGCAUUGCGCGGAUCUUCAAGCUGGCGCGCCAUUCUUCUGGCCUUCAGACGCUCACGUACGCGCUCAAACGGAGCUUCAAGGAGCUGGGGCUGCUCCUCAUGUACAUGGGAGUGGGCAUCUUCGUGUUCUCCGCUCUCGGGUACACCAUGGAGCAGAGCCACCCGGAGACGCUGUUCAGAAGCAUCCCGCAGUCCUUCUGGUGGGCCAUCAUCACCAUGACCACCGUCGGCUAUGGGGACAUCUACCCAAAAACCACCCUUGGCCGGUGCAACGCGGCCAUCAGCUUUCUGUGCGGGGUGAUAGCUAUAGCGCUGCCAAUCCAUCCCAUCAUCAACAAUUUCGUCAUCUAUUACAACAAGCAGAAGGUGCUGGAAACCGCCGCCAAGCACGAGUUGGAACUCAUGGAGCUGCGCGCGCUCGAACUCGCAGUGAAAAGCUCCUCGCGCAGGUGUGACGCGCCCGGGAACACGUGGGAAGGUGCCAUGCGCGCGUCGCGUAGCGAUACAUACAUCCCGCUCCUUUUAGGAGCGCAGAGAACUGAGAAGGAGCCCGUGAAGAAGAAAAGCCUGACUUAGGACAAAAGUGAAAGAAACUCGAAAAGCACUUUAAGUUUCACGAGAGCUUGUGUUAUUAUGGUCAUUGUGCGCUAUAAAUAGGGUGACCAUACGGGCCAUUUUUACGGG
Sinocyclocheilus anshuiensis is the source of this 1356-nucleotide messenger RNA. Its product is annotated as potassium voltage-gated channel subfamily F member 1-like. The record is from RefSeq and is a predicted model, not a curated record. The transcript has a single exon. Lineage: Eukaryota; Metazoa; Chordata; Actinopteri; Cypriniformes; Cyprinidae. Gene Ontology annotation, biological process: action potential; protein homooligomerization; potassium ion transmembrane transport. Gene Ontology annotation, molecular function: voltage-gated potassium channel activity. Gene Ontology annotation, cellular component: membrane; voltage-gated potassium channel complex. The annotation marks the transcript as partial.